UUUAUCUAUCGAUGUUUCUUUUGGACGAUUUACAACACUGUUUGGAAUAUAAAUUCUACGCUUCUGAAUUUUGUUUUUAAACCAGGAUCCACUCCAGAAAUGAAUUAAAGCUGAAUAAUGAGCGAGGAAGUUGGGGCUCUUGGGACUGAGGAGAACCCAAUGGUUCUCACCACAUCGAACAGGAACGCCGACUCCCAGAUUGUUUUGAAUGAUAUGCUGCUCUUGGAACAAAUAUGCAAAUACCCGUUUCUGAUAAAAUGCCAGGAUGCAGACUACAUAUCCUGGGGUUGGAAUGAGGUUGCGAAGAACUUCAAUGUUGCCUAUAAAGACGUUCCACUAAUUACUCAGUUUACGGCAGAGGAGCUCCAGUGGCGGUGGGACCUUCUCAAGCCCUUUGUGCCCACGCUAGUCAAGGCUAGGGGAGACGUGCCGGAGCUCCUUUGGCCGCUUGUGGUCAAGCUUGAUAAAUACCUAUCAUCUUCAUCCGAAAACAACAAUCCAAAGACGAAAUGUCAGCAGUUGAUUCUAUCUCAGUUACCAUUACUUAAAAAACUGUCGCCAUUAAAGCGGAGCCAAUUGGAAAUGGAAGUUCUGGACAUUAUACUUCAGCAGGAACUUGCAGUUAAAGCCACCCAAUCGUUUGGAGCCAAACAACAGAAGACUGUGGAGAGGGAGUAUGAAGAGUUUUUGAAAACCAUAAGGGUAAAGGAGUUGCCGAACAACAUACUGACGCAGAUAAUACCAAAGGUGGACCCAUCCAAUAAAAUGGGCCUGGUCAUCACCCAGGUAUUUAGUACGUCUUCCAAGGAAGAGAUUCCAUCUACCAGCAAGGCCAAGGUCAAACCGGAGCCGAUUGAAAGUCCCGUCCGCUCGCAAAAGCCCAAGGAGUCGCCGGCAUCUGGUAGCCGGUCAUCUUCUAGAAAAUCAACUCAAAAGACUGCAUCCUCCCCUCAAUUUGUGCCCAUAAAAAGCGCCAAGUACUACAUUAAACCAGUACGAGUACGUUUGAAACGCCUGGAUUUGGACGACUAUAUUUCAUUGGCCGCCAUGCGAAGAUACAGUCGCCAUUCACAAAAAGAUUGACCUGGGAUUUGUAUCAAAUGCACAUAAGUUUAUUAAAAAAUACAUUACUAUAAAUUACAACUUAA
This is a messenger RNA of Drosophila ananassae, 1148 nucleotides long. RefSeq lists its product as uncharacterized. The transcript is spliced from 2 exons. The record is from RefSeq and is a predicted model, not a curated record. Lineage: Eukaryota; Metazoa; Arthropoda; Insecta; Diptera; Drosophilidae. Bases 118 to 1083 code for a protein of 321 amino acids. Gene Ontology annotation, molecular function: DNA binding.